Mizuhopecten yessoensis (Yesso scallop) is the source of this 1537-nucleotide messenger RNA. Its product is annotated as basic helix-loop-helix transcription factor amos-like. The transcript has a single exon. Gene Ontology annotation, molecular function: protein dimerization activity. The coding region runs from base 256 to 840 and encodes 194 amino acids. NCBI's taxonomy places the organism in Eukaryota, Metazoa, Mollusca, Bivalvia, Pectinida, Pectinidae. The record is from RefSeq and is a predicted model, not a curated record.
AUGAGGUUGUGUUCUAUACAGCCAUACGCAUCUUAUAUGUCCCAGCUGGUUUCCGAAGGGUUUAGUAUCACCAUGAAUAUUUCAUUGCUUUGGAAUAAUACAGUGCAGUUGAAUUUCUAACGUUUUCAAUCAUCUCUCAAUUCACCGGGGAUUACUUAGCAGUGCUGUAGAUAGUAUUGCAUAAAGGACUUUGUGCGUGCGGUGGUGCACGCGAGGAUUCUGUUAUAUAUAUUUAAAGACAUCAUACCAUACAUCAUGAUGAUGUCAUGUGAUGGUCAGCUAGCCCUAUCAUACACUCAGUUGACCACAGUGACCAGUGAUAAACAAAUAGACAGUACACGGCAUGAUGUGCCUCUAACGGUUAAUCUUGACAGUAUGGAUAUUGGGCGGGAAGAUAUCGGGGCCGAUGGAAGCGAGUUCGGAUCUCCAUCAACCUAUAUUCCAAGUGACAGUGAACUUACGCCCUGUUCCCUAGGGACCACGCCGGAUACUCCUAUGAGUCCCUUCACUGAUAUUCACAAACAUUUCGUUUUUCCGGGAGAAAGUGGUUUCAAUCAAAGCGCGCCUCACCAUGGACAACAACAGUGUAAAACAUCCAGAAAAAUAAACUCUUCCUCUGCUCGAAGACGGAAUUCCAUGACCCCCGGACGGGAAGUAUUACGGAAAAGGCGACUGGCGGCAAAUGCCAGGGAAAGGAGGAGGAUGGAAAGUUUAAACGUGGCCUUUGACCAAUUACGUGAUGUCGUUCCUUCAAUAGGAGACGAUCAGAAACUGUCGAAGUACGAAACUCUUCAAAUGGCACAGAGUUACAUAAAUGCACUGAAAGAUUUGCUUAUCUGAGAUUUUACCUGAGAUUUUUAAAAGUGCACAAUACUUUAAACAUGAACAUUCUAUAUUUUUGUAUUGUCAUUGUGCAUCACACCUGUGUUCUAUUGCGAGUGGCGUAUCGCGUUAGAUAGCCGGCCUUGAGGUGUACUGUUACGCCGUACUAUUGUAGCAGACAUUCCGGGUUUAGUGAACUCCAGGGUAACGAUUCACAGCUCACACACCGCACAUCAGAAGGGAGCUAACUCCACGUAGACCAUUAAAUUCCGACGAUGAAAAUGCGGCAUUUUGGAUGGUGUCUGUUCAUUACAUAAUAACUUGUUAACAGUCUUCCUUGUCACUUAAUUCUUUGCCAAUAAACACUGAAAUGGAGAAAACUGUCUCGGCCGUGGUUUGUAAGCCGAUGGCCGGGUACGUUGCCUAACUAAUCGGAUCCGGUUUGCGUGUGAUACCAUCAAGUGCUAAUUCAUUGCGGACCAUUAUUGCCAGCAUUUACUGCUCGUCUGACUAUUUGUGACUUUAUAAUGCGUGGACACGUGUUGAAGAAACUUCUGUUAGCAUUCCAAUUUAUUCAUUGAAUGAGAAUGUACUAUUGUAAUUUGUACGCCAUUGUUAUUUUCAAAGGUAGCUGGUAUCUUAUUGAAGAUAGUACAUGUAUAUUUUUUCUACAACUUUAUGAAUGCAAUUUUUUUCAAUGUUGAUAGCUUUUAAA